CUAAAACAAAUUCCCACCCAAGAAAACGAAAAGACGCGCAGAAAAAUGCAGGGGCUACGAAGCGACGCAGACAGACGGCAAAACCAAAUGUAUUAUCCCUUUCUCCACCUCCCCAACAAUUCACACUUUCUUCUUCUUCUUCUUCUCCAACUCUCUCUUCUUCAGUCUUCACUCCGUCGGCAGCCAACCUUCUCCGCCGUGGUCCGCCAUCGACCGCCGAACAGUAUCAUCUCAUGUCGAAGUUCACUUGGAGGAUCGAAAACUUCUCUAAAUUGGACGCUAAAAAGCUCUUCUCUGUGGCUUUUAUCGUGAACGACUACCAAUGGAGGCUGAGUCUUUAUCCAAAAGGGAACAAUGCCGACCGCCAUUUGUCGCUGUACCUCGGCGUGGUUCGCUCGUCCGCUCUACCCGAUGACUGGAGUAUAAAAGCAAAGUUCAGCCUGGCUCUCAUUAACCAGAUUGACAGAAACAAAACCAUCAAGAAAGACACCGAACACACAUUCAAUUCUCAAGAAAGUUAUUGGGGCUUCACGAAGUAUACCAGACUCGAUCAAUUUCAUGACAAAACGGGAGGUUUUCUUGUAGGAGACACAUGUUUGAUUGAAGCUGAACUGUUUGUCACUGAUGCCUCUUCUCCCAAAAAAGAUUUAGAUUCAUCCGCGGACUCUAUGUACAUUCAGGCACAAUCCCUUCUUGAUUCUCUACCCAAGAUACAAUCUGCCUCAGAAACAAAUGUUACCACUACACUUGAAAUGCCAAUGUUUAAAGGCCAUGCAACAUAUGCAAAAGAAAUCCUUGACAAACUGAUAUCAUCUUCUUUGGAUGAUCUUGCUGAUCCCAAGCAUGAAUCUGCAAUGAUGCAGUCUUUGUCAACACUUGCCGACAACCUCUCCUUGUUUAGUGAUGUGCAAGCCAAAGCAGUUAAGGAUUUGAAAGCCACUUAUCCGCAAAUAAUGCAGGAAUGGAGGGACUCUAGACAAGUCAAGAAGGGCAGUGACCAUCUCUGGACUACUUUCGAGAAGACCAAGAGUUUGCUCGAAGGUUUGGUGAAGACCUACGAGGCGAUAGAGACUAAACUGAAGGACUUGGACGACAAGAAGAAGGAAGUGAAAACUGAGCUUGAGGGAGUUAAAAGCCGUAUCCAACAGCUGAAGGAGGAGCGGGUAGAAGUAUCGGAGCAGACGAAGGUUGUCUGUUCUCUUGCCAAGGAUCUGUUUAGCAAAGUGGAGGAAGAAGAGGUGGAGGUGGAUUGUGCCAAGAGAAAGCUAGAGCAGAGCUUGAAGGAAAAGUGGGCUUCAAUUAGACAACUCUUUGCUUAAGAAAAAAAUUAGUUUGUGCCUU
Molecule: messenger RNA, 1341 nt
Organism: Cuscuta campestris
Lineage: Eukaryota; Viridiplantae; Streptophyta; Magnoliopsida; Solanales; Convolvulaceae
Source: the annotation of a GenBank genome assembly